Molecule: messenger RNA, 798 nt
Organism: Hydatigera taeniaeformis
Lineage: Eukaryota; Metazoa; Platyhelminthes; Cestoda; Cyclophyllidea; Taeniidae
Source: the annotation of a GenBank genome assembly
AUGUGCAUCUUAGUGUCGUCCACCCCAGAACGCUCUCUUAAAUCUCGGAAGGGAUACACGAUCAUAAUCUCGUGUGCCGGAGUUGGGAAUGUUGGCCAACUUUGCAUGGACGUUCUCAUAUCGUCAAUUGAGUCUAUUUUUGCCGGCUAUCUCAAUUCUGACUAUGUUCCACCUAUUGUUGGACCGCCACCUUACCCCGAAUUAACAUCUACCGCUCCCCUGGCGUGCUCUUUAGAGCUAUACGAUGACGAUUUUCGUAAGCUGUCUCUGCUACAAGUUCGGGCACCUGUUUUCCCUGGUGUUCACAGUCGCUUUGCCACAGAAAUAGUGGAUUUUAUCAUGCGUCAAAAAUUUGCACGUGUGAUCCUUCUCUCGAGCAGUUUCGCCAUGACCAGAAAGGAUCAACAGCUUCGUGGGUCGCCUCUUCAAUACUCUGUAUCGUUAGCCACCAAAGUAGAAGAUAUUGAAGCUCUUUCACGUAUUGGAUUGAUGAGGUUGGUCAAGGAGGAGGUCUCGGAUGGUGGAAUGAAGAAUGGUGUUAGUCACUUGGCUUUCAAUCUUCCCGGCUCGGGGACAGCUUUGUCCUUAUUUUCAGAGUUAGAAAAAAUGGAGACCGUAUCGACAAUUCUUCUGAACACGUUCACCUGCGACGGUGACAAUCGCAAUGACGCGUUCUUUAUGGCUCAUGCGCUCAAUGGCUGGUUGAAAGUGAAUCCUGCUGAUGGCGCUGUCUCCUGGAGGACACCCAAAUGUUGGAAAAUGCUGUACGGCAGCGGCUUUGAUCCUGCAUUAUAUUAG